AAAUUCAGUUUUGUAUUAGUGGGGUCACACUCUUUUUCCUCCCUCUUUUCCUUGGUCUCUAUUUUCUGUAGAAAUCUGCAACAGACCAAACGCGCAAAGCGAAGCCAAACAUAGAAAAAGAAAAACCUUUCAGUUGCUUGCACGGUCUUCAAAUAAAAACCAACCUUUUUUGUGAGCUUCCAUAGCAAAGCCAAACCCUUCUUUCAUUUCAUUUCAGUUUUUUGUUUAGUUGCCUUUACUUAGCCUUCUGGUUAAGCAGGGAGAGUUAAUACUUAGCUCUGAUAUAAAAAGGAUUGUCUGUUCUAAACUUUUAUUCUCUUCCGCUACAUAUUUGAUGGCUGAGGAGAGUAUUAGUUCACCUUCUGCGAACAGUGGAGAGAAAAUUAUUUCUCGUUAUCUGAGAGCUUCUACUGGUUCUUGUCAUGAUUUCUGCAAAUUUGGGAAGAAACAUGAAUUUGACGAGAAGGCUAGGCAUCCCUUUCGGAAGAGGAUUAUAAAAAAGCCAUGUGAUAAGCCAAAUUUGUUUGAGAGCUCGGAUUUGCCAGUGCCACAGAGGAAGAAGACAUCAACAAUUAUUUCCAAAUCUUCCCCCAAUUCCAGAACUCAUUCCCCUGAUGCAUCUGAGGUCAUCAAGCUUCAAGUGUCCACCAACUCACCUGAUGGAAAUAAUUCUAGGAUGCAUGAAGUUCCGUCAAAGAAAGAAAAGAAUUUAGUGUCAAAGCUUAAGCCCAAACAUUCUACCAAUUCCAGUAAUAAUUCCCAUGAUACCUCUGAUGUCAUCAAGGUUGAAGUGCCCACAAACUUUCCUGACAGAAAAACGUCUAGAAAACAUGAAAUUCUUUCAGAGGAAAAAAAGACCUCAAUGGCAAAGCUAAGAUCUUCACCUAAUUUAAAAUCUCGCUUAUCUGAUGCCACUAAAUUCAUGCAGCAGGAUGGAUCAGCGUCUUCUGAGAGAGUAGGAGUCUCUUCAAAAGAUGUUUCAUCAAAAGCUAAAGAGAAAAGCUUUUCUAAAUGGCAUACUACUUCUUUGAAGCUGAAAUCUUGGGCAGAAAAACUUCCUUCUAUUUUUGCCCCUUCAGAAGGUUUAAGUGUCAGGAGAAACAGUGGAAUCAAUGACAUGAAGACGGCAAAAAGGACUGUGACCUCCAAAGUAACUGUAAAGAAAGUAUUGGAAUUGCCAAGAGCUUCAUUGUCCCCAAGAUCUUCUCUUGCUAGAGCUAGGAGCGUAACUGCUAGAAAGAACAGGAACUUGAAAGUUGUGCCUCCACAGAAGAAUCAGGACAAGGUCAAAAAGGCUGAAACUGAGCAACCUCUCACUGAACAUGAUGAAUGCAUUAAUGACACACUUAAAGAGAAAACCCUGUAUGUUAUCAAGAUGGAGACAGAAAAUAUGUUGUUGGAAUCUGAUAAAAAUGAAAAUUGUGCUGCUGAAUUGUCGCCACCUGUUGCCUCAUCUCCCAAGUCUUCAUCCCUCCCAAUCUCUCCAUCUUUGUCAUCACAUAGUGGAAGAGAUCAAGAUGAAUCAGAGUAUACAGUGACUGAAGCAGAGGAUGACUCUGACUCCGAAUAUAAUGAAGAUGAAACUGUAAAUAUUGAAAAAGCAGAACUUUUGGAAGGAGAAAAUGGAGGAAAGUCCAGAAAGGCUGGGAUGGCUUUCUCCAAUGACAAAGAUUCUCAACCUGUGAAAUUAUCUUUUAGGAGAGGAAAGGUCAUUGACAUUCAGUCUGAGAAUAAUGGUCCAAGGCGGCUCAAGUUCAGGCGAGGAAGAGUGCUUGGGGAGAACCAAAAUGUCAAGGCUGACCGGAGAACCUUUAGGAGGAGGGGAGUUGAUAGUGACAUGAAUGACAACAAACCUGGUGAGGAAAAGGUUGUUUUGAGACACCAGGAUCUGCAGGGGAAAAAAGAUGAAAAGGGUUUGUUUAACAACGUCAUUGAAGAAACUGCUAGUAAACUUGUUGAAACCCGAAAAAGUAAGGUUAAGGCCCUGGUUGGUGCAUUUGAAACUGUCAUCUCCCUCCAAGAUACCAAACCAUCAGCAAACACUGUCACUUGAUUUGUGAUGGAACUUCUCUAUUAACAAUUGGUAUGUAGGAGAAUGGUAGGAGAAUAAAGCUAAGCUUCUGAGAGGCAACUCCCAGUUUACGGAGCUGUGGAAGUGUAAAAGUAGAUUCACCAUUUUGAUUUUAAAGAUCUUUGAUCUUGAUUUGAAUGGUUGAUCCUGUUUGUGCUGAUCUGGACAUGCUUAUUAUACGGUUGUGUUAAGGAUAUGCUUCUUUUUGUUUUUGAAAGUCUACUAUGAUUGAUUUGUAUCAAGUGAAUAAAACAAAUUUGAUCCAUCAAAGAUGAAAUGAA
This is a messenger RNA of Durio zibethinus, 2352 nucleotides long. RefSeq lists its product as uncharacterized. The record is from RefSeq and is a predicted model, not a curated record. NCBI's taxonomy places the organism in Eukaryota, Viridiplantae, Streptophyta, Magnoliopsida, Malvales, Malvaceae. Gene Ontology annotation, molecular function: calmodulin binding.